Sabethes cyaneus is the source of this 2240-nucleotide messenger RNA. RefSeq names its product coatomer subunit delta (gene deltaCOP). The record is from RefSeq and is a predicted model, not a curated record. Gene Ontology annotation, biological process: endoplasmic reticulum to Golgi vesicle-mediated transport; Golgi localization; retrograde vesicle-mediated transport, Golgi to endoplasmic reticulum. NCBI's taxonomy places the organism in Eukaryota, Metazoa, Arthropoda, Insecta, Diptera, Culicidae. Bases 332 to 1888 code for a protein of 518 amino acids. The transcript has 8 exons. Gene Ontology annotation, cellular component: COPI vesicle coat; cytosol.
UCUAAUCUGAUCUGAAUCUGAAAGUGGUGUGUGCCUCUUGCUGUUUAAUCCGAUACAUCGUUGCUUAUCUAAAUAUUUAAAAGAACUUCCUAUUUUGCUCAACUUGGCCAUAACUUUUAACGUAAAAUGCUUGCAUGAACAAAGUGCUGUGCACGAGAAUAACGCCUAUUUUAUGACCUAAUAUUACCGAUUCCAUCUCGUCACAAUCCAUCAGUAUAGUAAAGUAAACGUCACUACAUCACACGUCAGCCGGAAUUCAGAAAAUAGAUCUGGAAUUUCAGAGAUUUAGUUGGUUUGUGCACAGUAUUGAAAUCGGUAAACUGUUUUGAAAAUGGUUUUAAUAGCGGCCGCAGUAUGCACUAAAGCAGGCAAGACUAUCGUGUCACGCCAGUUUGUCGAAAUGACAAAGGCUCGUAUCGAGGGUCUUUUAGCAGCAUUUCCAAAGUUAAUGACGUCUGGCAAGCAACAUACAUUUGUAGAAACGGAUUCGGUUCGAUAUGUUUAUCAACCCCUAGAGAAGCUUUACAUGUUACUUAUAACCACUAAAGCUAGUAACAUCUUGGAAGAUCUGGAGACAUUACGAUUGUUUUCGAAAGUGAUUCCCGAAUACUGUCGUUCAUUGGAAGAGAAAGAGAUCAUUGAAAAUGCGUUCGAUUUAAUAUUUGCUUUCGACGAAAUAGUCGCCUUGGGAUACCGGGAAAGUGUAAACUUGUCGCAAAUUAAAACAUUCGUCGAAAUGGAUUCUCACGAGGAAAAGGUUUACCAGGCAGUUCGUCAAACACAGGAACGCGAAGCUAAACAAAAAAUGCGUGAACGCGCCAAGGAACUACAACGCGCUCGAAUGGAGCAGAAAAAAGGAGGGCUUGGAGCCGGUGGUCGUCCGUAUGCUGCCAUAAGCUCGGAUGGAUUUGGUAGCAGUGGAGGCAUUUCCAAUCACUCCACAAUAACGACCCCGUCGAUCGGUAUUGGUGAAAUUAAACCUGCCGCAACCGUACCUAAGCCAGCUGCUCCGAAAAAUGCGCUAAAACUAGGAGGUAAAUCACGUGACGUUGAUACGUUUGUUGAUCAGUUGAAAAGCGAGGGUGAAAAAGUGGCAAGCAAUCCAACCCCGGCUGCUCCAACUGCCGUUACCAAAGCAAAGCCUGUUUCUGACGUACCGAUGGAUGACAUCCAUCUCCGCUUGGAGGAUAAAAUUGUUGUUCGUUUGGGACGAGAUGGUGGACUGCAGACACUCGAAUUGUCUGGAUUGCUAACGCUACGUAUAUCGGACGAAAAAUAUGGUAAAAUCAAGGUGCAGUUGGACAAUACCGACCAACGAGCUAUUCAACUUCAAACGCAUCCAAACGUUGACAAAGAACUUUUCAAAAGUAAAAAUCAAAUCGGUUUGAAAAAUCCGGCCAAGCCAUUCCCUAUGAACACAGAUGUCGGCGUACUCAAGUGGCGCUUCCAAACACAGGACGAAUCAGCCAUUCCGUUGACUAUCAAUUGCUGGCCAUCGGAAAACGCAGAAGGUGGUUGUGACGUUAAUAUUGAAUAUGAAUUGGAGCAUCCGCGGCUGGAACUACAGGACGUGUGCAUUACUAUUCCCUUACCUAUGGGUAUUGUCCCGGUUAUAUCCGAGUGUGACGGUGACUAUCAUCACGAUUCCCGCAAAAAUGUUCUUCAGUGGAAUUUAUCGGUUAUCGAUGGCUCCAGUAAGCGGGGCUCUAUGGAAUUCACGGCACCCAACUCUAUUCCGGGUGAUUUCUUCCCCCUCGAUGUUUCAUUUUCAUCAAAAGUUUCCUAUGCCGAAAUAAUGCCCGUGAAAGUUCAGCUAGUUGAAGACGAUGCAGACGUUAAGUUUUCAACGGAGACCCUCUUCUACACCGAUAAAUACGAGAUUGUGUAAAUUGCAAACUUUUGUCCGCUGCCGUUGUUUCCACUGUCAGGUGCCCUAUAAACCUUUAAAAUCCUUUCUGGGAAUGCAAAACUAUUCGUUCAAAAUAUUCAAUAUUGCAUAUAUAAAUAAUUUUAUGUUUAUUUACCCAUUAGUAUGAGCUGUACUGUUUAUUUUAGUUCUAUUUGAAUUCCAUUCUGUAAUGCUUAAGAUUUAUAAUCACAUCAAAAGCCCUUAGGUGUGUGGCAGGUGCGCCAAAAAAUCCACGCUACAAUCUUGAAAUAAAAUAUAUAUUGCAAACAUUAGCGGUAAGAUAUAAAUUGUAUCUAAUUAAUUUACUCGCAUCGAUUCAAUGAUAUAAGUU